UUCUGCCCUCUCGCGGCGCCCGGGCCCGGCCAGCAGCUGUGCUACGCUCUCGUCUUUUCGCUCGGGCAGGCGGCGCCUCUCGGCUUUACCCGCACGCCCUUCCUACUCCCAGUGGUGACAGGACGCGGCGAAGCGGCGCGGCGGGCGGAGCGCUCCCCCGGCAGCCUCGCCGGUGCACGGCAUCGCCGCUUGCAGACAGGCAGGUCUUCGGGCGGCCGCCGCGCUCCGGUUGGGCGCCCCCCUCGGCUGUUUCCGGAGGAAGGAGAAGCGCAGCUGCACCCUCCCCCCUCUCCGCCUUCCUCCCCCUCCUCCUCGCUUGCUCCCUCCCUCCCGGCCCCCCCUCGGCGCGAGUCGAGCGCGGAGUCACCGCGGCGCACAGACGGGCCCGGCGGCGGCGGCACUCGCACACAAUGGCGCUGAAACGCAUCAACAAGGAACUUAGUGACUUAGCCCGUGAUCCUCCAGCUCAGUGUUCAGCAGGUCCCGUUGGAGAUGACAUGUUUCAUUGGCAAGCCACAAUUAUGGGACCUAAUGACAGUCCAUAUCAGGGUGGCGUAUUCUUCUUGACUAUUCACUUUCCUACAGACUACCCUUUCAAACCACCUAAGGUUGCAUUUACAACAAGAAUCUAUCAUCCAAAUAUUAACAGUAAUGGCAGCAUUUGUCUUGAUAUUCUAAGAUCACAGUGGUCUCCUGCUUUAACUAUUUCUAAAGUUCUCUUAUCCAUUUGUUCACUGUUAUGUGAUCCAAAUCCAGAUGACCCACUAGUGCCAGAGAUUGCACGUAUCUAUAAAACAGACAGAGACAAGUACAACAGAAUAUCUCGGGAAUGGACUCAGAAGUAUGCCAUGUGAUGCUACCUUUAAGUCAGAAUAACCUGCAUUAUAGCUGGAAUAAACUUUAAAUUACUGUUCCUUUUUUGAUUUUCUUAUCCGGCUGCUCCCCUAUCAGACCUCAUCUUUUUUAUUUUUUUGUUUACCUCCUUCCAUUCAUGCACAUGCUCAUCUGAGAAGACUUUAGUUCUUCCAGCUUUGGACAAUAACUGCUUUUAGAAUCUGUAAAGUAGUUACACAAGAACAAUUGCCCAAGAUUCAGAAAUUUUUUUUAAUGGAGCAUGUGUAUUAUGUGGCCAAUGUCUUCAUUCUAACUUGGUUAUGAGAUAAAAACAAACAUUCCUCACUGCUCUAACAGAUACUGAAGAUAUCACCUGAAGGGGGGAGGGGAGAUUGAUGUUCAUUUUUCUCCCAUCAAAGAAGUAACAUUGCUGUAGCGACAUCCAUCUUGUUCCACACCUUCCAGUGUUAGAGAACUGAGGUUUUACUAUAUACUUUUGCUCAUAACUGAUGUGUCUGGAGAAUUGGUACUGAAUCUAUAGCAUCAGCAGAACAGAAAAUGUGAUGUAUCUUAUGCAUGUCAAUAAAAGAAUGACCAGUUCUUGUUUUACAGAGAAUGGAAAUUGGAAGUCAAACAUCCCUUGUAUUCCAAAAUAGGGUCUAAGAACAUUUUUGUAAUUCAUUUAAAUUUUGUUAGGAGGCUUGGAGCUAUUAGUUAAUCCGUCUUCCAAAACACUGUUUAAUAUAGCACUGAAUAAAUGAUGCAAGUUGUCAAUGGAUGAGUGAUCAACUAAUAGCUCUACUAGUAAUUGAUUUAUUUUCUUCAAUAAAGUUGCAUAAACCAAUGAGUUAGCUGCCUGGAUUAAUCAAUAUGGGAAACAAAAUCUUUUGUAAAAGCAAAGCUGGUUUUUGUAUAUACUGUUGGGAUUUGCCUCAUUGUUUAACAUCAAAUAAUGAUGUAAAGUUCAAUAGAGUGACUCUUUUGCCAUUUUCAGUUAUGAUGCUCAGUCCGUUGCAGGUUGACACAUUGUUCGGCCUGGCGUAUGCAGGAUUAAUAAGCUAACAUAGUAGUGUAGCCUUAGCAGCGUGCUACACAUGGUGCUGGCAGCCCAGCGUUCCGGGGUGGACUUGGGGCCUGGCAGAUCUGAAGUGGUGUGUUGUGGAGAUCCUUCCUGAUGCACCUGUGUUUGCUGACUGAGAACCUUUUCCUUCACCUUGUACACUUAACAGCUGAAAGAUCUCAAUCUGGAAGUAAUGAUGAGGCAAAAACAAAUAUAAAAUAAAGUACUGUUUUGAUGUGGGAAUUGUCAUGAGGCUGUGUUGAAGUGACUUUUACUAUGUGGGAUGUUCGUUACCAUUGAAAAGGACUUGUUCAGCCACGUUGCCAUUUACAUUGAUGACUAUUUUAAUGCAACAGACACUUUCCUCAUGUCAGGUAACUAAACGUGAAUAAAGAUUCAUUGCUAUUGGA
Colius striatus (speckled mousebird) is the source of this 2304-nucleotide messenger RNA. It is a transcript of the gene UBE2D3, whose product is annotated as ubiquitin conjugating enzyme E2 D3. The record is from RefSeq and is a predicted model, not a curated record. Gene Ontology annotation, cellular component: nucleus. Lineage: Eukaryota; Metazoa; Chordata; Aves; Coliiformes; Coliidae. Gene Ontology annotation, biological process: ubiquitin-dependent protein catabolic process; protein K11-linked ubiquitination. The transcript is spliced from 7 exons. Bases 411 to 854 code for a protein of 147 amino acids. Gene Ontology annotation, molecular function: ubiquitin conjugating enzyme activity.